Eruca vesicaria subsp. sativa (arugula) is the source of this 402-nucleotide messenger RNA. The record is from the annotation of a GenBank genome assembly. Lineage: Eukaryota; Viridiplantae; Streptophyta; Magnoliopsida; Brassicales; Brassicaceae.
AUGGGAGCAGACGGUGGUGAUGAGCCCAUAGUUCACUUUGUACUCGUUCAUGGAGCUAGCCACGGUGCUUGGUAUUUUAAAGAUGUCUGGGAGAAGACGAUGACAUAUGGGAGUUUACAUACGGAUGUAAUUUUGGCAUCUAAGCUGUUGCGACCUUGUCCGGUAAGGGCUUUGCGUUGUAUUGAUAAGCUGCCUCCAAACACUGAAGCGGAGAAAGUUCCUAGAGUUUACAUUAACACUGCUAAAGAUAACCUAUGUGACCCUAUACUCCAAGACCGUAUGGUGGAGAAGUGGCCACCAUCUCAGUUUUAUACAUUGGAGAAGAGUGACCAUUCUGCUUUCUUCUCUAUCCCAACUACCUUGUUCAUUUACCUCUGUGCUCUAUUUUCUCUUCAACUAUAA